Messenger RNA from Dovyalis caffra, 1965 nucleotides. NCBI's taxonomy places the organism in Eukaryota, Viridiplantae, Streptophyta, Magnoliopsida, Malpighiales, Salicaceae. The record is from the annotation of a GenBank genome assembly.
AUGGGUUUGAUUCGUCGCCGAAAACCCGUCGAACCCGGUAAAACCUCAGGACCAAGAGAGGAUGAGGAGCAUGAAGAAGAAGAAGAGGAAGACAAUAGUAAAAACAAACACCCAAAGAAGAGUUACAAAAAAUCCAAACCAAAAUGGUCAUGUGUGGACAACUGUUGCUGGAUUGUUGGGUGUAUAUGCGUAACCUGGUGGAUUUUAUUGUUUCUUUACAACGUCAUGCCUGCUUCUCUCCCUCAAUACGUGACCGAGGCAAUCACUGGUCCUUUGCCUGAUCCACCUGGUGUAAAGUUGAGGAAAGAAGGGUUGAAGGCAAAACAUCCUGUGGUUUUUGUUCCUGGGAUUGUUACUGGAGGCCUUGAGCUGUGGGAAGGCCAUCAGUGUGCCGAUGGGCUGUUUAGGAAAAGGCUUUGGGGUGGAACUUUUGGUGAAGUUUAUAAAAGGCCUCUCUGCUGGGUAGAACAUAUGUCUCUUGACAAUGAAACUGGAUUGGAUCCUCCUGGUAUAAGGGUCAGGCCUGUCUGUGGACUUGUGGCUGCCGAUUACUUUGCUCCAGGAUAUUUUGUAUGGGCAGUUUUGAUUGCUAAUUUGGCACGCAUUGGAUAUGAGGAGAAGACAAUGUACAUGGCAUCAUAUGAUUGGAGACUUUCAUUUCAGAACACUGAGGUCCGUGACCAAACGUUAAGCCGUAUCAAGAGUAAUAUUGAACUUAUGGUUGCAACAAAUGGUGGAAACAAGGCGGUUAUUAUACCACAUUCCAUGGGUGUUUUGUACUUUCUGCAUUUUAUGAAAUGGGUGGAGGCACCAGCUCCAAUGGGUGGCGGGGGUGAUCCAGGUUGGUGUGCUAAGCAUAUCAAGGCAGUGGUGAAUAUUGGUGGACCAUUUUUAGGUGUUCCAAAAGCUGUUGCUGGGCUUUUCUCUGCUGAAGCGAAGGAUAUUGCAGUUGCCAGGGCCAUUGCACCUGGUGUCUUGGACAAUGAUUUAUUUGGCUUUCAGACAAUGCAACAUAUAAUGAGAAUGUCUCGCACAUGGGAUUCAACCAUGUCAAUGAUUCCUAAAGGCGGGGACACUAUUUGGGGUGAUCUUGACUGGUCACCUGAAGAAGAAUAUACUCCUAUUAAGAGAAAGCAAAGAAACACUGAUGCCCAGAAAACAAGCCAAGAUGGUCCUGAAACUGAAGCACCUUCAUCUGACAUUGAGAGAAUUGAAUUCAGGGAUGCUGUUAAGGGUCAAAGUGUUGCAAACACCUCCUGUCGUGAUGUGUGGACAGAGUACCAUGACAUGGGAUUUGGAGGUAUUAAAGCUGUUGCCGAAUAUAAGGUUUAUACUGCUGAAUCUGUUCUAGAUCUGCUGCAGUUUGUUGCCCCAAAGAUGAUGGAGCGUGGCAGUGCACAUUUCUCUUAUGGAAUUGCUGAUGAUUUGGACGAUCCAAAAUACCAGCACUACAAAUAUUGGUCAAACCCCUUGGAGACAAAAUUGCCCAAUGCCCCAGAAAUGGAGAUUUUUUCCCUGUAUGGAGUGGGCAUACCAACUGAAAGAGCUUAUGUUUACAAGUUAUCUCCUUCAGCUGAGUGUGCUAUUCCAUUUCAGAUUGAUGCAUCAGCUGACGAACAAGAUGAAGGCAGCUGUCUGAAAGGUGGAGUCUAUUCUGUUGAUGGAGAUGAGACUGUUCCUGUUUUAAGUUCAGGCUUCAUGUGUGCUAAAGCUUGGCGUGGGAAAACAAGAUUCAAUCCUUCAGGAAGUCGAACGUACAUUAGAGAGUAUAAUCAUUCUCCUCCAACAAACUUGUUAGAAGGUCGGGGCACCCAAAGUGGUGCUCAUGUUGAUAUAAUGGGAAACUUUGCUUUGAUUGAGGAUGUAAUGAGAGUGGCAGCUGGUGCCACAGGAGAAGAGUUGGGGGGCGAUCAAGUUUAUUCAGAUAUAUUUAAGUGGUCCGAGAAGAUCAGCCUACAACUAUGA